Messenger RNA from Saccostrea cuccullata (small rock oyster), 2420 nucleotides. RefSeq names its product FMRFamide receptor-like. Gene Ontology annotation, molecular function: G protein-coupled receptor activity. Gene Ontology annotation, biological process: G protein-coupled receptor signaling pathway. Gene Ontology annotation, cellular component: membrane. NCBI's taxonomy places the organism in Eukaryota, Metazoa, Mollusca, Bivalvia, Ostreida, Ostreidae. The transcript is spliced from 2 exons. The coding region runs from base 105 to 1289 and encodes 394 amino acids. The record is from RefSeq and is a predicted model, not a curated record.
AUGGAAAUGAUUUUAAGUUCUGAAAUAUUGAUGUGCCUGCUCAUUUAAAAUGGAUUAAACGUCAGAAUAAUUAAUUAUUGGGAUUAAUCAAGACUUUCUGGAUAAUGCGAUUAACUAUCAAAAUAUUAAUCUUUGCUGUAUCAGCUUGGGAUCUUAUAUCGUGUGUGCAAGGAUCUUUAAUAUGGAAAUUUCCAGGAACAGGUAACCCUCAAUGUAACGAGAUGGACCCACUGAACGAUACAAAUAACAGUUCCUCGGAGCUCGAGUCCGAUAAAAAUUUCUAUGAACUCGCCGUCUUCAUCAAUGGGGUGAUUCUUUACCCAUGUAUAUGCAUUCCAGGACUACUUGGAAACGUACUCACACUGGUGGUUUUAUCACAAACGAAUAUGCUUUCUUCUACCAACGCAUUCCUGAGUGCCCUUGCGGUGUCGGACAUGGUUAGCCUGAUCAAUGACAUAAUAUAUUUCUCUGUAAUGGUCCUAUCAAAAUCAAGUCCGGAAGUGGCGUAUCAUAUUUACGUUCAUGUGUACCCGUUUGCUCAUUUUGUUUUCAAUAUUGCUAACUCUGUCUCGUCAUGGCUUACAGUGUCAGUUGCAAUAGAACGAUUUUUGCUCGUUUGUUUUCCCGCCAAAUCUCGGACUAUGUGUACACGAUCACGUGCUAUUGCAGGAACUGUGGUUAUCAAUGCUGUAAUGCUGAGCGUUUCAUUGCCGUACGCUUUCCGAUAUAAAGCAGUCCCCGUGUUCGACAAUACAAGAAAUGUGACCAUGCUAGAGCUCAACUUGACCAAUUUGUGGAAGGAUGAACAGUUUUCAGUAUACUAUUCAUGGUGUAUAAAUUUUCUCAGGUGCAACAUACCUCUUGUCAUUUUGAUCAUCCUUAACGCCUGUAUCAUCAAAGCGCUUUUAAAACUUCGUGCUAAGAAUAGAUCACGGUAUAUACAUCGACAAAGGGUGACAUUCAUGCUUAUUAUCAUCAUUAUGAAGUUUUUGUUAUGUACAACGCCAGAUGCCAUUUUGUCGACAUUUUACGGGUAUGGAUACACGGAAGACAAUUAUCGAGUACGCGGGAUCCGUGAAUUUACAGACAUGCUACUUGCCUUAAAUGCCGGCACCAAUUUCGUUGUUUACUGCGUUUUAAGUGUGACAUUUCGAAUGAACUGCAGGAAACUUUUCUGUCAUAAGGAAGUUCCAAAUGGUGCGUCAAGGGACAAAAAAUCCGUGUACAAGCUCUUGUCAGAUAAAUCGAUAUUUUGGAAACAAAACAAGAAAAACAACAGUAGCCUUUGAAUCAGGGAUAAAACACAUUGAACUGUGAACUACUAACUAAUGAGGUGCCAUACAAUUUUUUUUUCUUAUAAUUAUUCUUUUAUAUGAUUUUCCGUCCCCUUGUAGUCUUUGUAGCUUGUUUUGAUCAUGCCCCGAUGUAAUGAAUGACUUUCUAGUUGAACUCAAUGUUUAAAAUAUUUCUUUCCUAUUGGUUUAUAUGAAAAUAAAUCAAACAAAGUAAAGAAAUGGUCUUCAUUAUCGCUUUAUCAAACUGUUAAUCUGCAGGAACACGAUCAAGUGUCAGUACAUUUUAUAUGACUACAAUUUUGACCUCAGUUAAAGUCUGUUUAAUUUCAUGAUCCCAGGACCAAGAGUCUUUUAAUGCAUGUCCUUAGAGAGUUUCUCCUUUUUUUAUGCAAUUAAAGCAAUUUUGUUUUCUGAAAUAUAAAUAUUAACAUUAAAUGAAAAACGGUAAUAAGAAUGUUUUGAUAUGCAAACAGUAAAAUUCUGUUGUAACGAAUCAAAAUUGAAUCUCUGCAUACUUUCUCAUAUAUAUUUGUAGCUCCCGAUACCUGUACAUGUAUAUUGAAUCUUUAGUGUAAACUGAAUACACCAAUUCCGAAUUUCUUUAAACCUUUCAUCACUCAUCAAAAAGUAUUUAAGAGAAUAUCUUCCUUUUAAAUUUCUGCAAUUUUAUCAAAAGUCUGCCUCGAUAAAAGAUUUUUGUAAUUUUUUUAUGACUGCUGAUUCCGAUACAUGUAUCCCAUUAAUUUAAGACAAUGUUAUUUAUGGAAUUGCUGUCUAGUUAGUAUAGUAUGUCAGUGAUUCCUUAUAUUUCCAUUUCAUUGUGAAAUAAAAUUGUAGAUUUAGAUUUUAAAAAUGUAGACAGAGAUUUAAAUUACACUAGGACUCCCAUGCCAAUUUCAAUGUAGUCCUCGCCCACUAACGACAAACACAAAGGCAGCCGCGCGAGAUUUAAAUGCAUAUUUGGCCUCCCUAGCGUCAGGCACAGAGACAAAUGAGCACGAGAUUUGCAUGCAUAUUAGGCCUUCCUAGCUCCUGACCUAUCGACCUGCCUAAUUUAAAAUCCGGUAAAAUUAUCAAGAAAUCAACUCCUCUAACUUUCAAAGAGUUGUCACAUAGAAAAAAAUG